Stomoxys calcitrans (stable fly) is the source of this 2626-nucleotide messenger RNA. Its product is annotated as EF-hand domain-containing family member C2-like. Gene Ontology annotation, cellular component: microtubule. The record is from RefSeq and is a predicted model, not a curated record. NCBI's taxonomy places the organism in Eukaryota, Metazoa, Arthropoda, Insecta, Diptera, Muscidae. The coding region runs from base 114 to 2387 and encodes 757 amino acids. The transcript has 6 exons. Gene Ontology annotation, biological process: regulation of neuron projection development.
UUCAAGUUGUGCUCAUUAUUCUUACAAUAGUAGAGAUUAAAAAAAUAUAUUUUCUAAAGAAUAAUAACUAAAAUUAAAAUUUCAUAGUCUGUGCUAACCAAUAAUUUGCCCAAAUGUUGCGAAUACCAGGUAUGCCGUUUCUGCCGGGCACCACUUUUAGAGAUAUUUCCAAAACGAAAUAUCCCAAAGCCCAAACCUUAAUGAGCUACAAGGGCAUAAGCAUGUUAAAUGAUCGCAAACCUCCCGGCUUGGUGGACUCACAUGGCAUGAUAGUCGAUCCCAAUUGUCCUCCGGCUCAAGUCCCCUCCACCUAUCCACCCAAAGUGGGACCCAAGCUUCCUCCCUGGCUGGCUUAUGACAAGCAGGUGUUGUGUUUCAAUGCCUAUUUUAAAGAAACUCUGCAAGAGGUCUAUCAUGCUCCCUAUCAAGUGAGGAAGGUGAAAAUCUUCUACUACCUGGAAGAUGGUACCAUGCAAAUUGUCGAACCCAAGGUCUUGAAUUCGGGCAUACCACAAGGUUGUAUGGUGCAUCGCCAGCGCAUACCAAAAGCACCGCCCUGUCAAUCGGAGUUUAUAUCGAUAUUGGAUUUAAAUGUCAAUAUCACAGUGCAAAUAUUCGAUAGAGUUUAUCACAUAACCAGCUGUGAUAAAUUUACUCGGCAUUUUUUGAAUAAAUCGGGAAUACCAGUGCCCGAUCCCAUAGAUGAGCCAGUAGAUCCCACCACCGAAAUGCGCAAACGUUCUGGCCUCAAGCUGACGAAUCCUAUACCCAAGAAACACUCAUUUGCCCAAUUCUUGGAAUUUGAUCGUAAGGUUUUGAAAUUUCAAGGCUAUUGGGAUGAUCGCUCGGAAUUUGGUGAUGUCAGAAAAUUGGAUAUCUGUUAUUAUUUGUCCGAUGACACCAUGGAUAUUAAGGAACGUUUCCCCAAGAAUUCGGGCAGAGAAGGCCCCAGCACUUUCCUAAAGAGAUGUAAAUUGCCAAGGGAAUUCUCUGGCCUUUCGUUACCUGGUCAACAGACUCCACAAAGUCUAUUGAAUGUUCUGGGCACCAAUAUGCGUAAUGUGCGUUAUGUUAUGGAUCCUCUGGAUGUGGGACGCAAAGAAAUCACCUACUACAAGGAUCAGGAUUUACAAAUUGGAACGGUACUCAAUGUAUAUGGCAGGGCGGUGGUACUCACAGAUUGCGAUGAAUUCACCAAAACCUAUUAUCGCAAAAAGUAUGGCAUUGAAGAUUUCUCACCGGCUCCAGUGCCUUACAGAUCGGACGAUGCCAGUACGGCUAGACGCCGUGAACGCAUAUUGCCACCCUACAAUGGCUGGGGUUCCUAUGAGGAUUCCGAGGGCAAUUGCAUAUCGGUGGAGUCCAAACCACCACAGGCGGACUUUAAGAAAUUCAUACAAUUGGAUCGUUACAUUUUGCGUUUUGGAGCCAAAGUCUUGUCCACCAUAAGGGAGAAUUGUGAGCGUAUGUUUAUUAUUUCAUAUUUUCUAUCCGAUGAUACCAUACAAAUAUUUGAGGUGGCUGCCAGAAAUUCUGGUUUCCUGGGAGGUGAAUUUCUCAAGCGUUCGCGCAUACCUUUGCCGGGUCAGCAGAAAUUCACCUCGCGAAGACCACAAUAUUAUGAGCCCUACAAUUUCUAUAUUGGGGCCACGGUCAGUCUAAAGGAUCAUAUAUUCCAUGUGGUAUCGGCCGAUGAGUAUACCUUGAUUUAUAUGGAGCAACAUCCACAGCAGUUCCCUCUUGCCGAUAUACAAUCCAUUAUGAACAAGGUACGCGAAACUUUGCGUAACAGCUACAAAGACUUUGUCUGCAAAUGUCUACCAGAUGCAAAUGCCGAUGCCAAGGAGGUUCAUGCCAUUGGCUAUGAGACCCUUAAGCAGGCCUUGGUCUCUGCCCUGGGCGACAACAUCACCAAUCAUGAGAUCAUCACCAUAUGUCGUUUCUUCUCAGCCGAACAGGCCCCACCCAUUACCUGUAAUCGUGAAAUUGUAAGGGCAGCUGUCCACUUGGAGAUGAAGCGCAGCCUUUGGAAUGGCAUAGACGAAAUGAAAGAGUAUUUGUUCCACAUAAAUCCUUUAAACAAACCCUACCUGUCCGAGAGUAAAAUCAGAUCUGCCGUAAAAGGCUGUCGUCUGCCUUUCCCCCAGGAGCUAAUCGACGAUAUGAUGCGUGUGUUGAACCAAAAUGCCUGUGGAGAGAUUGAAGUUUGUGAUUUGCUUAACUUCCUGGACAUGAAUUGUGGCAAGGUGCCCGAUAUUACCCCGGUGAAUUUGGCCUUUGAGCUCUGUCCCAAAAUACCCUUCCUGCACAAGGGGCGCCUGGUGAAUUUCCAGUGUUUCCUAAAGCAUUUGGGCCUCGAUGAAGAUUUGAAAAAACAAUGCGAUUAACUCAUUUCAUGUGUAUUGGCUUUUUGUUUUCUAAUAAAUUCGUUUAUUUUUCUUUUAUAUAAAAAAAAAAGAAUAUUGUAAACAAUUUUUAUUUUCUCGUGAAUCAUUAAAAACAACGGUCAUUUAACUAUUUUAAAAUUUGGGAUUAAGAGGAGGAGGAGGAAUGUUUUACACUUUUAUGUUUUGUUGUUGUAUACUCAAUGAAAACCAUUUUACAAAUUUCUUCUUUGUCAGUACAC